Molecule: messenger RNA, 2110 nt
Organism: Quercus lobata
Lineage: Eukaryota; Viridiplantae; Streptophyta; Magnoliopsida; Fagales; Fagaceae
Product: rust resistance kinase Lr10-like
Exons: 3
Coding region: 139-1950 (603 amino acids)
Biological process (GO): protein phosphorylation
Molecular function (GO): polysaccharide binding; ATP binding; protein kinase activity
Source: RefSeq, a predicted model, not a curated record
AACAAAUGCACUUAUGAAGUCCACCCGAAGCAACGGUUGACCCAAGUCAACCGUUGAUUGCUUAGAAAUAGGGUAAUAAUCCAUAUAGUUGGUCUUAGAUAAUCUGGGGAGUGUGAGAAGCCUUUCCAGACCACAGAUAUGGAUAUUUCCCUAAGAAUAGUUAUCCCAUCCUUACUGUUGUUCGUGCUUUUCAUCGUAGACCUUGGAGAAGGCCACAAUAGUUGUCCCGAAUUACAGUGUGGAAACGGUCCACCCAUCCGAUUUCCUUUCCGACUCAAAGACAGGCAGCCAGACCAGCACUGUGGCUAUCCUGGCUUUGAUCUCUACUGCUCUCAUAGUAAUGAUACGGUGCUUGAGCUGCCUACUUCAGUAAAAGCCUUUGUUAAAAACAUUGAUUACAAAUCUCAGUUAAUUGAAGUAACUGACUCAGAUAAUUGCUUUCCACGGAAAAUUCUGAGACUCAAUUUAUCUUCCUCUCCUUUCCAAUUCAAAAAUUCUCUUUAUAACUUUUCCCUUUUCAGUUGUAAGCCAGAUACAGAAUCUUCAUAUCAGGUCCCUUGUCUUAAUAGCGCUUCAACCUCAGUUCUUGCUUUUACUUCGGAUGAUGACAUUGACGACUUGCCCGUAUUAUCGUGUACAAAGAUGUACACCGUUUCAUCAGUUCCAUAUGAUAUAUGGAGUUAUUCUUCUCUUGAAUUGACAUGGUCCGGACCGAAGUGCGGACACUGUGAAGGGAAAGGCAAGAUAUGUAGAUUCGAGAAUAAUAGCACUGAUUUGAAAACAGAGUGCUUCGACCCCGACAAAGACAAAGGUAGAUCAAGAAAAAUAAUGACCACUGUUUCCAUCUUGGGAUCAUUUCUUUUGACACUAGUAGUCUAUGCACUCUAUCGUGUCUAUAGCUAUGACAAAACAGAAAAAGAAAAUCAAGCUAGGAUUGAAAUUUUUUUGGAGGAUUACAAAGCUCUCAAGCCCACAAGGUACUCAUACAACGAUGUUAAAAGAAUCACAAAUCAAUUUACUGAGAAAUUAGGACAAGGAGCCUAUGGAACAGUGUUCAAAGGAAAGUUUUCGAAUGAAAUCCAUGUAGCUGUGAAGAUUUUGAACAGUUCCAAGGGAAAUGGGGAAGAAUUUAUAAAUGAAGUGGGAACAAUGGGUAGAAUCCACCAUGUUAAUGUGGUUCGCUUGGUUGGCUUUUGUGCUGAUGGAUUUAGAAGAGCUCUAGUUUAUGAGUUCUUACCAAAUGAUUCACUAGAGAAGUUCAUUUCCUCAGUAGAUUCUAACCGUUUCCUUGGUUGGGAAAAGUUACAAGACAUUGCUCUUGGCAUAGCAAAAGGAAUUGAAUAUCUUCACCAAGGAUGUGAUCAACGAAUCCUCCAUUUUGAUAUUAAACCUCAUAAUAUUUUGCUAGACCAAAAUUUCAUUCCAAAAAUUUCUGAUUUUGGUUUGGCCAAGUUGUGUGCUAAGGAUCAAAGUGCAGUGUCCAUGACCACAGCUAGGGGGACCAUGGGUUACAUUGCACCCGAAGUGUUCUCUAGGAACUUUGGGAGUGUGUCUUACAAAUCAGAUAUUUACAGUUUUGGAAUAUUGUUGCUUGAAAUGGUUGGAGGUAGGAAAAAUGUUGAUGUAACUGUGGAGAACACUAGCCAAAUAUAUUUCCCAGAAUGGAUCUACAAUUUGUUAGAGCAAAAAGAAGACCUACGAGUCUAUGUUGAGGAUAAUGAAGAUGCUAAAAUUGCAAAGAAUCUUGCAAUUGUGGGACUUUGGUGCAUCCAGUGGCACCCAGUGGAUCGUCCUUCUAUGAAAGUUGUGGUCCAAAUGUUGGAGGGAGAAGGAGAUAAGUUAACCAUGCCCCCUAAUCCAUUUGCGUCUACAAACCCCACAAGAAUCAAUGUAAGUAUGCCUGCAAGUCAUCUAAACCAAGAGUUAGAAGUCAUCCUAGAAUCAGAGUAAGUAUAUAAAGUAGGAGUCCUUGACAAUCAUAAAAGUUGCAAUCAUGUUGUACUCAAGGAUUGAAAUUUCUUAUCAUGUGGUCAAUGUAGGGACUUCAAAUUUUUUUUAUAUGAAGUACCAGGAAGAUAAUGCUCAUAAAAAUCUCUUCAUUUCUUGUUGA